This is a messenger RNA of Glarea lozoyensis ATCC 20868, 1635 nucleotides long. Its product is annotated as FAD/NAD(P)-binding protein. NCBI's taxonomy places the organism in Eukaryota, Fungi, Ascomycota, Leotiomycetes, Helotiales, Helotiaceae. Gene Ontology annotation, biological process: fatty acid metabolic process. Gene Ontology annotation, molecular function: FAD binding; oleate hydratase activity. The record is from RefSeq and is a predicted model, not a curated record. The coding region runs from base 1 to 1635 and encodes 544 amino acids. The transcript has 3 exons.
AUGGAUCCCGCAAAAACAACAGCCUACCUAGUAGGCGGCGGUAUAGCCUCCCUAGCAGCAGCAGCCCACCUCAUCCAAGAUGCCCACGUCCCCGGCAACCAAAUCCACAUCCUAGAAUCCGGUCCCCUCCCCGGCGGAUCCAUGGAUGGCGGCGGCAAUCCAGACACAGGCUACGUGCUUCGCGGGGGCCGGAUGUUGAAUUUCAGUUAUCUAUGUACUUACGACCUGCUCUCUCGUAUUGCGUCGUUGACGGACGCGGAGAAGAGUGUGAAGGAUGAAUUGGAUGAGUUUAACGCUGUGCCGGGGAAUAAGACGGAUGCGCAUGCGAGACUUGUUGGGCGGGGGAUAGAUGGGCCGGAGAUUGUGGAUGUAUCGCAUAUGGGACUGGAUGCUAAACAACGAUUGGACUUGAUUCGUGUUGCGACGACGAGCGAGAAGCAUUUGGGGGAGAAGAGAAUUGAUGGGUGUUUUGAUGCGGAGUUUUUUAGGACGAAUUUUUGGUACAUGUGGGAUACGAUGUUUGCGUUUCAGCCAUGGCAUAGUGCUGUAGAGUUUAAACGCUAUCUGCACCGCUUCAUCCAAGAAUUUCCCCGGAUCAAUACGCUUGCCGGGGUUGAUCGUACGCCGUAUAAUCAAUAUGAUUCGAUUAUCUUGCCUAUCGAGACAUAUUUGAAAGCUCAAGGUGUUCAUUUCCAGUACGACACAAAAGUCACGUCCAUCUCGUUCUUCCCUCCAGAAUCUCACCCCCAAAUGACAGUCUCCGAAAUCCACUACUACGCCCCAACCCAUGGCGAUCACGCUCUGAUCCACAUCCAAAAAGACGACCUCGUCUUCCUCACCCUCGGGUCCAUGACCUCUUGCUCUUCGCUCGGAACCAACAGCACAUCCCCCUCCCCUCUUCCUACCCCCGCUGAAUCCCUCACCUCCCCAGACGGGACAUGGCGCCUCUGGUCCUCCCUCGCAGACCCCAAAGUGAAUCCCCACCAUUUCUCUAAAUUCGGCAACCCCUCAAACUUCUACUCCCGUGUCAGUGAAAGCAACUGGCUCUCCUUCACCGUAACGCUCAAAAACGGCGAGUUUCUCAAACGAUUGGAAGGAUGGACCGGUAACGCAGCUGGAACAGGCGCAUUAAUCACAUUCAAAGACUCCGCAUGGUUAAUGAGUAUCGUAGUCCCGCAUCAACCGCAUUUCCUCAAUCAAGCACCAGGAACGGAGGUAUUUUGGGGAUAUGGUCUUUUCCCUAAUAAAGUUGGGGAAUUUAUUGGGAAGACUAUGGCUGCUUGUACUGGGGAGGAAAUCUUCACGGAGUUGUUACAUCAUCUGGAUUUUCCUCUUGAGCCAACGCUGAGCACCUCGCUUACGGUGCCAUGUAUGAUGCCAUACAUCACUUCUCAAUUCUUGACGCGUAAGGCGGGUGAUAGACCAGACAUUAUUCCCGAGGGAAGCGCAAAUUUGGCGUUACUUGGACAGUACGUGGAGAUUCCGAGGGAUACGGUGUUUACUGUUGAGUAUAGUAUUCGAGGUGCGCAGAUUGCGGUUAGUGAGCUUAUGGGGACGGAGAUGCCGAAGGAGGUUUAUCUGGGCGAGCAUGAUUUGGUGGUUUUGCUUGAGGGGAUGAAGAUGUUGUUUACGUAG